UGCUAUAAAUCUUGGGGGUCCGAGCUGCAAAGGGAUACAAGCGCGUGACAGCCGCGGCCAGCUAGCCAGGGGACAGACGGGCGGCAGUGGCGGCGGCGGGCUGCUCCUGGCGGGGGGGGGGGAGAUCCGGAGGAGCCUGGCUCGCCCAGGGCUGAGCUGCUCGCCCCAGACAGCGCGCAGAGAGCCCGGGCGGGACCUCCCGGCUUUGCCAUUGCACCGCCAGCUCACCACGCGGGGCGCGCACCAGCCUGCAAGUUCCUGCUGCCUUAUAAAGUUUAUAUUGUGCCUGAAACCAACCUGCAACUGAAGAGAUCAAGAUGAGCCUUAAUUCAUCUACCGAAGGGACUGUUAAAAGAAUCCAUGUUGACUGCCCAGUUUCAGGAAGGCAUGCCUAUAUAUACAUUAUGGUUCCAACUGUUUACAGCAUCAUCUUUAUUGUAGGCAUAUUCGGGAACAGCUUGGUAGUCAUUGUCAUUUGCUUCUACAUGAAAUUAAAGACUGUGGCUAGUGUCUUUCUGUUGAAUUUAGCCCUAGCUGACUUGUGUUUCCUAAUGACAUUGCCACUGUGGGCAGCCUACACAGCCAUGGAAUACCACUGGCCUUUUGGCAACUGUUUAUGUAAAAUAGCAUCAGCUGUGGUAAGUUUCAACCUGUAUGCCAGUGUGUUUCUACUCACAUGUCUUAGCAUUGACCGUUACCUGGCUAUAGUACAUCCAAUGAAGUCCCGACUUCGGCGCACCAUGCUUGUUGCCAAAAUAACUUGCAUCGGCAUCUGGCUGCUAGCAGGACUGGCUAGUUUGCCUGUCCUAAUUCACCGUGAUGUAUUUUUUGUCGAGAAUAUGAAUAUGACAAUUUGUGCUUUUCGGUACAAGACCCAUAAUACAACACUGCCUGUUGGGCUAGGUUUAUCUAAGAACAUGUUGGGUUUUUUAAUUCCCUUUUUGAUAAUUUUAACAAGCUACACCUUAAUCUGGAAGACACUGAAGAAGGCUUACCAAAUUCAGAAAAACAAGACCAGAAAUGAUGACAUUUUUAAGAUGAUUGUGGCAAUAGUACUUUUCUUCUUCUUUUCCUGGAUUCCUCAUCAAGUGUUUACAUUUCUGGAUGUAUUAAUCCAGCUACGUAUCAUAACAGAUUGCCAAAUUGUUGAUGUUGUGGAUACAGCUAUGCCCUUCACCAUCUGCAUAGCUUACUUCAACAAUUGCUUGAAUCCCUUUCUUUAUGGUUUUUUUGGAAAAAAAUUUCAAAAAUAUUUCCUGCAGCUACUAAAAUACAUUCCACCAAAUGUCAGAGCACAUCCAAGUCUAACAACAAAAAUGAGCUCCCUUUCCUAUCAACCAUCAGAAAACUUAAGUUUAUCCAUGAAAAAGACUAUUGGGUCUUUUGACAUUGAGUGAUGUCUUUUGUGCUAUAUGUUUCUAGAACAACCUUGCAUAUCAAAGUUCACGCACAGUCCUGACCAUCACAGCUUACUGCACAUUACUAAGACAUUAAAUCAUCUACUAGAAAUCAUCUUUGGAAGAUUUAGCAGUGGCCUUUUAUAUUGUCAAGAGGACUGUUUGUUAUUUUUAUUUGAAGCAACCCAAGAAGGUGGCAGUUGGAAGUCUUUUAGCAUCCUUCCUCAGAGCUCAGAACUUUGGAAGAAGCGUACAUGAUGCUCCUGGAAAGAUCUCAGAACUUAGGUUAAGGCAUGAUCAUUUGUGAAUUAUAUGAACUCUGCAGAAUUUACUUUCAACAUACAUAAGCAAUUCUAAGCUAACCAUUUGGAAUUGUUAUACAAAGUGUUGCCAGAGUCAAACAGAAUGUUUGUUUUCUUUCACAUGAUAUUUGGUGGGGAUGGUGGAGAACAGAGCUAUGUCUGAAAUAUGAAAAAUAUCCAUUUUUCCUUGAUACAAAUGUUGCGUAUCAUUACAUUUAUAAUAUACCCAGUUGGUGAAAAUAUAUAUAUUCUACAUAUGCAGGUCUCACUCCCAUCUCAGAUUGAGAUUUAAGGAUCAAGACUGUGUUCACAUACAUUUUUGCUAUUAUUAUUCAUUUUAAACAUGGCAAAAGUUUAUAUAAUAUAUGAAAUAAAAUGCAGUUUUAUUUAUUAAAUAUAUUUUUUUUAUAAAUCUAUAUUUCUAUUAGUUAUAUUCUAUACAAGGAAACAUUACUUUGUACACACACAUUUUUAUCACUAUGUUAAAUGUAGGUUGGGUAUUUUUAUGGCCAUAGUUUAUAUAUGAACCAGUCUUACUUUCACUGGACCAUGAAUAUCCCCUAUUGACUUCAGUGGGAUUACUCAUGGAAUAAAAUUUUACUUUAUGUGAGUAAGAGAAUCAGAAUCUGCCCCAUAUUAGCAAAAUAUGGAUAUCCUGUGAUAGAGGUCGUUAGCAAACUUUAAAGGAUCAGCCAAAAUUAUUUUCAUAGAAUAAUUACAGCACUAAAUGAAAAAUAAACACAUUAAUUCAAUCCACUCAGAACUUCUCAAACUCCUACAAAUGUUCCAUUUUCGUCAGUAUUUUUGGACACUCAAAACUCCACAAAGCAAAAAUGUAAUAAUACUUAUUGGGUCAAAUUCUGCUCUCAAUCAUAGAAAUGAAAAUGUACGAAUAAAUUUUGCUCUCAAUUUCUAUAUUUACACCAAAGUAAUUAUGAGCAGAAUUUGAUCCUGAUGGGCAUGGAAUUAUUCCCCUAUUUACAUCUGAAUAACUGAGAGCAACAUCUGGCCCAGUUAAAAAAAAAAAUAUUUGCAGACAGAUUCUUGCCGAUAAACCUCUAACUUUUAAAAUAAUUUUCUCACUAUAAAGGAUAUUUAAGCACUGGAACUGGUUACCUAAGGAGAUUACAGAAUGCCAGUCACUGAAGAUUUUUAAGAACAGGUUAGAUAAACAGUUGUCAGGGAUAGUCUAAGUAUACUUAAUCCUGACUCAGUGCGGGAGAUGGAUUAAAUGUCCUCUUGAGGUCCCUUCCAGCCCUACAUUUCUAUGAUUCUAUAAUUCUAAAUGAGAACAGUGACUCCUCUUUGAGGAAACCUAAACUAAUGACAUAACAUUUUCUUACCUCCUUUUUAAUUCACCUAAUAACUUUCCAGAAAACUUUGUUCAAUUCUAAUUUAAAAUUGUCUAAUCUCUGCAAAAGCAAAUCAUCUGUUUACAAAAUAGUCUGGCAGAGAAAGAUAAAAAUUGAAGAAAAAGUUCCUGAUAAUUUCAGAUGAAUGAUAUAAACAAAUACAUAACAGUGAGAUUAUUAUCCUAAAUGCAGUAUUUUCACAAAUUAGAGAUGACACAUUUAACUAGUUUUUGAGUCUGAUUGUGAGUUGUAGGAUUAUCCCUAACUUCUUAAUACAGAUAUUAUACACAGAGAAAUAUUAUUCCAGGAUUUAUUUUCACUGUGGAAAAUGAAAGGCACCAUUAUUGUUAUAUUAUUUAUUAUAUUGAUUUUAAUAUUAAAGUAUGGCUCAGAAUUAGACAAUGAAAUAUAUGUAAAUGAUAAUCACCUAAAUAAACUUUCUACUUAUGUAUUUAAUAUCUUACAUUUAGGCUAAAUCUGCUCUCAGAUUUGCACAUGAUAUUUAAUUAAAACCAAUGGGAGAUAUGUACCCGAAGGCAAAAUUUGGUCCAUUAUACUUUGAAUAGUAUCCAAAGUAGUUGCAUUGCAUUAAAUACUCAAUAAGUUGAAGCAGGAGUAUUAGAUUUUGA
Molecule: messenger RNA, 3680 nt
Organism: Terrapene triunguis (Three-toed box turtle)
Lineage: Eukaryota; Metazoa; Chordata; Testudines; Emydidae
Gene: AGTR1
Product: angiotensin II receptor type 1
Exons: 2
Coding region: 318-1397 (359 amino acids)
Biological process (GO): G protein-coupled receptor signaling pathway; immune response; regulation of vasoconstriction
Cellular component (GO): membrane
Molecular function (GO): angiotensin type II receptor activity
Source: RefSeq, a predicted model, not a curated record